Messenger RNA from Neoarthrinium moseri, 801 nucleotides. RefSeq lists its product as uncharacterized. NCBI's taxonomy places the organism in Eukaryota, Fungi, Ascomycota, Sordariomycetes, Amphisphaeriales, Apiosporaceae. Gene Ontology annotation, biological process: glycerolipid catabolic process. Gene Ontology annotation, molecular function: triacylglycerol lipase activity. The transcript has a single exon. The record is from RefSeq and is a predicted model, not a curated record. The coding region runs from base 1 to 801 and encodes 266 amino acids.
AUGGCUAUGACACAGAAGAGCGGGGAUCUUGUCCGAUUGCUGAGUCCACCGGACAGCCCUCAUUACGUUAUUCGCUACGACCCUCGCGACACUGGUCUCUCAUCCUCGUUUCCCAGGCCGACUGAUGGGUCGUUGGUAUACACGCUUGAUGACUUGGUCGACGACGUCCUAGGCCUUGUCGCCCACCUCAAGCUCAACCGUGUUCACAUAGUUGGGUCGAGCAUGGGUGGGCCUAUCGCUUGGUUGACUGCUAGCCGUCUACCCGACGUCGUCCGGAGCCUAGCACUCGUUGUCACAAGUCCGACUGGGCGAAUACAAAAUGGCACAGAUAACUUGCCACCAGUGUAUGUUGAGGGGUCAUACUUGGUCAGCGAGGCAUUUGAUAUUCCCGAUGACUUGGAUGAUGAUGAGGGCUGGAUCAAUUCAUACACACGACUUCACCUCGCACUAGCGACCCGGCCCCCCACAGACGAAGAGAGGGCCGAAGCGAGACACGAGUCAGAGGUCACAUAUCGCCGGGAGAAGGAAAGCGGGACGAUUUGGACCAAAUGGAACCACUCUGACGCGGCAAGUGUGAGAUGGCCGUGCGAGGCAUUAAAGGGCAUUAAUUGCCCAACGGUUGUUACUCACGCAGCCAAGGACCAAAUAUUCCCGCUGGCACACGCGGAAGCCCUGAGGGACGAUGUGAAAGGGGCAACGCUGGUGGUUAUUGAGGACUGCGGGCACGAACUGCCUCAUCGUGUUCGCGGCCAGCUCUCAGAAGUAAUUCUUGCGAACAUCAGGAAGGGAGAGAACCUAUGA